Messenger RNA from Triplophysa dalaica, 1029 nucleotides. RefSeq names its product zinc finger protein 511 (gene znf511). The record is from RefSeq and is a predicted model, not a curated record. The coding region runs from base 69 to 926 and encodes 285 amino acids. The transcript is spliced from 6 exons. Lineage: Eukaryota; Metazoa; Chordata; Actinopteri; Cypriniformes; Nemacheilidae.
ACGUGUUUGACACGGAACGAGAGACGUUAAAAUAUGAAAGCGGUCGCUUCAUUGUGUAUGUUGAUAUUAUGCUGCAGCCUGAAUUAAUUGAACUUUUGGGAGAAUCACCAAGAAUUCUUGCAGAAAAGAUACCCGUACUUGAAUAUAAGGAGACAAAAUGGGUUGCAUUUCAACAGAAAGAGAUGGAGAACGGGAGAGAAAUUGCUUCUUCACCUUUUACAUUCAGACCUGAACGAAUCCGCGUUGCAACAGAAGAUGAAUAUUUUGAGGAUGGUGACAUACAUCGGCACAUGUAUCUACAGGAUGUCGCAACGGCUUUGGCCGAUGACUACCAACCUCCAACCAUAUCUGAAUUCAGAUGUCACAUUGCUGGAUGCAAACAGUUCUUUGAUACAUUGGAAGGAUACGAACACCACUACAAUGCCUUGCAUCGCAAUGUAUGUUCCAGCUGCAAGCGCUCUUUCCCGUCAAAUCGACUACUGGACGUGCACAUCUUGGAGUGGCAUGACUCUCUCUUCCAGGUCAUGGCAGAGAAGCAGUGCAUGUACGAGUGCUUGGUUGAAGGAUGCGGUCUGAAAUUCAAAACCAGCAAAGAGAGAAAAGAUCAUCUUAUUAAAACACACAGCUAUCCAGCAGACUUCAGAUUUGACAGAGCAAAGAAGAGCGGAAGAAUACGAGAAAGAAAGACUCUGCUACAAAAUGAUGCCCAAAUGGAAGUUUGUGAAACAUCAGCUAAUCAACCGGAGAAAUCUGAAUCCAUGGAUUUCUCCCUGACACCAGAGACAGAAAACGUGAAAAGAACUGUAGAAACUGAGCCAAUGAAUACAACUAAUCCAAAACCACUGUAUUCAUACAGAGUUCCAUCAUCCAUCUGCUUUGGCCAUGGCUCAGUCAGAGGGUUUAGAGGAAGAAGAGGGAAGAAGUAGGACAAAGCUUUAAUUCAAAGCAUACAAUCUAUCUUAUGUUCAAAUGCUUACUAAAACCCAUUUGCUUGUUAAAAAAUGUAUUUUUGCAAUAAAACUUUGUUAA